Molecule: messenger RNA, 6842 nt
Organism: Quercus lobata
Lineage: Eukaryota; Viridiplantae; Streptophyta; Magnoliopsida; Fagales; Fagaceae
Product: TMV resistance protein N-like
Exons: 9
Coding region: 573-5150 (1525 amino acids)
Biological process (GO): defense response; signal transduction
Molecular function (GO): protein binding; ADP binding
Source: RefSeq, a predicted model, not a curated record
UUUCUGGGAGGGUUUUGCUUUUCUCGUUUUCCUAACGGAUGCUAAAGUAGCGAACAUCUUCCGAUUGCAACGAAUUUGCUUUCCUUUAUUGUCCUCUUAAUCAGCUUUCAAUUUCAGCCGUUAAUUACCUGAAUCCUUUUGCUUUGCACAUUGCUCCAGAAAAAGCUUGGUCCACUCCAACUCUCACUAUCCCCACACCAUUUACGCGUAGUUGACUUGACUAAGAGAUAACCAGAGUUUGAAUGCGAGUUAUCAACAAACCGUCAAACCCUUUUGCUUUGCACAUUGCUCCAGAAAAAGCUUGGUCCACUCCAACUCUCUGUAUCCCCACACCAUUUACGCGUAGUUGACUUGACUAAGAGCUACCAAGUACGCACCCCCUCCCCUGAGUUCAGAACGGUGAGACCUCAACAGCGUUUAUGGAUGGCGGCGUGGCUGGCUUCGUCGCAGCGGGUACCAGAGUGAUGUGUACGUGUGGCGGGAUUGAGUUUAUUUGCUCUACUUUGUGAACCUUCAGUUCAACUGUGCUUCAACAGACAAUUGACCAAACAAAAAAAAAGAAAAAGGCUUUAAUGGGUGUGACCUCCUUGUCAUCUUUCCCAAGUUCUUCUUCUACAUCUUAUUUUACUGCCCGAACAAGUUCUUUAUCUACUUCUCCUGCUGGCCAAUGGAAAUAUGAUAUCUUUCUCAAUUUCAGAGGUGAGGACACCCGCAAUAAUUUUGUGGAUCAUCUAUAUAAUGUUUUGAAAGAUAGAGGCAUUUACACUUUUAGAGAUGAUCAAAAACUUGAGAGAGGGAAAUUCAUUAAAGAAGAGCUAAUGGAAGCCAUAGAAGAAUCGAAGUUUGCUAUCGUUGUUCUUUCAGAAAACUAUGCAUCUUCAACUUGGUGCUUAGAUGAACUUGUAAAAAUCAUUGAUUGUAGGAAAUAUAUGGGAAUGACAGUUCUACCUGUUUUUCACUAUGUGAAUCCAUCUGAUGUACGGAAACAAAGAGGAGCUUUUGCAAAGCCAUUUGUUGAAUAUGAAAAAAAGGGGAACAAAGAGAGGGUAAAGAAAUGGAGAGAUGCUUUGAGACAAGUGGGCAACCUUCGCGGAUGGCAUUUAAAUAAUUAUCGGCCUGAGUCACAUGAUAUCCAAAGCAUUGCGGGAUGGAUAUCGCUUAACUUGAAAUAUGAUGCAUUUCCAAAUAUUACUAAGGAUCUAGUAGGAAUAGAUUCUCAAGUGGUGGAGUUGCUGUUAUGUUUAGCUAUGAUGUCAAAUAAUGUUCGUUUUAUAGGGAUUUGGGCGAUGGGGGGAAUGGGUAAGACAACUCUUGCAAGGGUUGUUUAUCAAAUGGUUUCUAAAGAAUUUGAAGCUUGUAGUUUUAUAGAGGAUGUUAGGGAAAAUUAUGAAAAAGAUGGUUUAGUUCCACUACAACAGAAAAUUAUUGAUCAAAUUUUGAUGGAAACGAAUUUGAAAAUAAAUGAUGAGUAUAAUGGGGUUCUCAAUAUCAAGAAUAGGUUAUGUCAUAAAAAGAUUUUACUUGUUCUUGAUGAUGUAGAUAAACCAUACUUGUUAAAUAUGUUAGCUCGAAAGCAUGAUUGGUUUGGUUCAGGCAGUAGAAUUAUCAUAACAACAAGAGAUGUGCAGGUGUUGAGGACACAUGGAGUAGAUGAAAUAUAUGAAGUUAAAGGAUUAAAUGAUGAAUAUGCUCUUCAACUUUUUUGCUCGAAAGCCUUUAAGAAAAAGUACGUCCCAGAUGAUUUUUUAAAUGUGUCUAACCGCUUUUUGAAUUAUGCUGCUGGCCUUCCUUUAGCUCUUAAGGUUUUAGGUUCCUUUUUGUUUGAUAAAAGUGUUAUUGAAUGGGAAAGUGCGUUAGAGAGGCUCAAAGAAUUUCCUGAGAGAGAAGUUCUCCAAGUACUUAAAUUAAGUUUUGAUGGACUCCAUGAAACUGAGAAGGAAAUUUUCCUACACAUUGCAUGCUUCUUCAAUCAUGAGAGGAAAGAUCACGUUGUAGAAAUACUAGAUAAUCUUGGCCUUUACCCUGAUAUUGGAUUGAAGGAACUCAUUAAUAAAUCUCUCUUGAAAAUUGUGGGUGAAAAUAUAUUGUGGAUGCAUGAUUUACUUGCAGGAAUGGGUAGGAACAUAGUUCAUCAAGAGUGCCCUAAUGAUCCUAGGAUGCGUAGUAAACUAUGGUGUUAUGAGGACAUUGACGAAGUCUUGAAAAAAAAUAAGGGAUCAAAAGCAGUUCAAGCCAUGGAUAUUUGGGGUAUGUGUCAUGAAGAAAAAGAGGCACGUUGGGACUUUAAGGUUGUUUCAAAGAUGUACAAUCUCAAAUUUCUUAGAGUUCGUGGUAUUUUGCUUGAACCCAAACAUCUUCCUACCAAUUUAAGAAUUCUUGAUUGGAUUCAAUAUCCUUCAAAAUCAUUGCCAUCAAGUAUCCAACUAGAUGAGCUUGUUCAACUUUAUUUACCACAAAGCAAAAUUGAACGACUUUGGAAACGAAUAAAGAAUUAUGACAAGUUGAAGAUCAUUGACUUGACCAGCUCUUCAGGCCUAAUUAUAACCCCAGACUUCACUGGAGUCCCAAAUCUUGAAAAAUUAGUUCUUCAAAAUUGUACAAAUUUACGUGAGCUUCACCCAUCCAUUGGAAUUCUUAAAAAGCUAAUUCUUCUUAAUUUGGGGGGUUGCAAAAAGCUAAGUCAUCUUCCAAGCAAGUUUGAAAUGGAGUCUCUUGUGACCCUUAACCUUUUUGGUUGCUCAAGACUUAAGAAAAUUCCAGAUUUUGUGGGAAACAUGGAAUGCUUACAAAAGCUUUUUCUGGAUUUCACUGCAAUUGUGGAACUACCUUCAUCAGUUGAAGGCUUGAUUGGCUUGACUUCAUUGACUUUAAGUUAUUGCAAAAAUCUUGUGUGUCUUCCUAGUAGCAUUUGUAGUUUGGAAUCGCUUAAAUAUCUUGAUCUUUCUGGGUGCUCAAAAUUUGACAACUUGCCAGAGAACCUAGGGAAUGCCAAAGGCCUAAAGAAGCUUUAUUUGAGGGGAACAGCUAUAAAAGAGAUGCCUUCAUCAAUUGAACAUUUGAUAAGCCUUACUUUAUUGACUCUUAAAGAUUGUAAAAAUCUUGUUUCUCUUCCAUGCACCAUUUGUAGUUUAAAGUCGCUUGAAUUCUUUGAUCUUUCUGGAUGCUCAAAAUUUGAAAAUUUGCCAGAGAACCUAGGAAAUCUCAAAGGUCUGAAAAAGCUUCAUUUGAGUGGAAUAGCUAUCAGGGUGCUACCUUCAUCAAUUGAACAUUUGACAAGCCUUAGUUUAUUGACCGUAAGGGAUUGCAAAAAUCUUGUGUGUUUUCCUAACACAAUUCGUAGUUUGAGGUUAGGUAAUUCUCUUGAUCUUGUUGGAUGCACAAAAUUUGAGAACCUAGGGAAUGUCGAAGGUCUGUAUAAGCUUGAUUUGAGUGGAACAGUUAUAAAAGAACUGCCUUCAUCAAUUGAAUAUUCGACUAACCUUAAUUUCUUGAUUCUAAAAGAUUGCAAAAACCUUGUGCGUCUUCCUAACACCAUUUGUAGUUUGAAGUUGCUUAAUUAUCUUGAUCUUUCUGGAUGCUCAAAAUUUGACAACUUGCCAGAGAACCUAGGGAAUGUAGAAGGGUUGGAGUUGCUUAAUUUGAGUGGAACAGCUAUAAAAGAGAUUCCUUCCUCCAUUGUUCAACUUAAAAAUCUCAAAGAACUACAUAUUCAUCGAUGGAAAGGGACAUUAUUUUCAUUUGAUUCCAUGCUAACAAGUCAUGUUCUCGAGGGUCUAUUAUUGCCUUCCUUAUCUGGUCUGCAUUCUUUAAGAUAUUUGGAUCUUUGUGACUGCGAUAUGUUGUCAAUCCCCAAUGAUAUUGGCUGCUUGUCUUCUUUAGCAGACUUAAAUCUAAGUGGAAAUAAUUUUGUUUCCCUUCCUGAAAGCAGCUCUCAACUCUCUAACCUUCGAAGACUCCAUUUGGAAGGCUGCAAGAGGCUUCAAUCAUUGGAAAAUGUUCCAUCAACUAUUGAGUGUUUAAUUGCAAACAAUUGUACCUCACUGGAGAGAUUUCCAAAACUACAGAAUGCUCCCUUCGGGUCGUAUCACUCCGAGUUGUGUUUCCAAUAUCUCAACUGCCUCAAAUUGGUUGACAAUUUUCAAAGUGGCUGUAACUUGCUUCAGGGACAAAGUGGUAGACUGCCAGACAAGUUAGAAAUUAUUAUUCCUGGAAGUGAAAUUCUAGAAUGGUUUAACCACGAAAUUAUGGGCCAUAAAGUGAACUUACAAGUGCCUUGUGGGUUUGAUGAGCUGAUGGGAAUUGCAUUGUGCGUUGUUUUUGAACGCAACGAGCCUCAUCAAUACCCUAGAGAUUGUCAACUUUCAUGUUUGUUGAACGUCAAUGGAUGUCAAAUUAAAAACCCAGAAGUGUUUAAAUUUACAGAAAAAUAUGGUAAAGUUGAAUCGCAUCACCUUUGGCUGCUCUACUUGUCCUCUUGCUAUUUGUCCUGUUACCGUGACUCUGGCUCCGAUUGGAAUAAAGCAUGUAGUCAAACUGAUGCGAACGGAUUCUAUCAACUUAAUAUUGAAAUAUCUUCCUGGAACUUGAAGGUGGAGAAAAUUGGGUUCUCUUUGUUAUCCAAUAAAACUAUGUCACAAUGCAUCAACAACAGCGGCAUACCAUUUGAGGAUCUGGGUGUUCUCCAUCAUGAUCUUGACAAUUCAGACUGCAAAAACAAGCAAAGUCUUGAUGAGGAUGACAGGGCUGGACCUAGUGGAGAAGGCUACUAUCAUGAGAAACUACAACCAAAGAAGAUUCAAAGACUCGGAGGAUUUAUGACUGAUUCUGAGGAUUCUAGUCAGAGGGAAUUUUUCAACUUCUUUGCCAUGCAAGGAGAGGAUCAAAGGUCCAAGAAACUUGAAUCCAUUCACGGAGGGAAGCAGGAUAGUUGCCAAGACAUUGAAGAUCCCAAUCAAACAAUAACACAGUUAAGCAUCAACAGCAGGACACUCUAUGAAGAUCUGGGUGAUCUCCGCCAUAAUCUUUGCAAUUCAGCCACAGAAGGUAGCAGAAAUAAGCGACGCCAUGAUGAGGAAGAUGGGGCUGGACCUAGUGGAGAAGCCUACUCUAACAACGAACCACAUUCAAAGACUUGGAGGAUGUAUGGCUGACUCUAAAGAAUUUAGUAUUAGGAAUGUUUCGACUUCUUUGCCUGUUUGAUAAUACAAAUUUUUUUCUUGACUUGUUGGGGAACUUUUAUAUAAUGGAAGGAGAGUGCUACUAUAAUGAGGAUCCAAAGCCAAAGUGGAUUCAAAACUCGAAGGAUUAAUGGCUGAUUUUGAAGAAUCUAGUGAAAAUGACCUGGAAGGCUAAUCGUUUGCUGUUCAUUACCUGUGGGAAUAACACAAAUUUUUUCUUGUUGGUGAACUUUUAUUUAAUUAAUGGAAGGAUGGGAUCAAACGUCUGAGAAGCUUGAAGCCUUUGCCAAAGUGGAUAGCUACAAGAGCGUCAACGUUGAAGUAUUAGCCGAGUGGCUAUGCUCCUCUCACACUCACUUUGGGCUCUUUCAAAAGUGGUCAAGGAACCAAAAUGGUCAAGCAUUUAAAUUAACUGUCAAUUUGCUCGUAUUAUUGAUUAAAUCUUUUUUUUUUGUGGGUGUCCUGCAAGUGUAAUGCUAUGUUAAACUUCUAAUGACAUACAGAUAUAAAUCCUUCAUAUCAACUUCUUCUUGUUAACACAAAGUUACCAUCCAAUGCCUCAUUUGGUUGGAGAUGUAUAAUGGAAACUAGAAAGGUUACACAGUUGAGCUACUGUUAGAAGAUAGCGAUGGAAGACAGGUGAACAUCUGGGAAGAUAGGCAGCUGCUGACACUGAGUACAUUCAGGGUGGUUUAACUGAGAAAUCCUCAAUCUGCAGCAAACCGUGUGUGAGUUGCUGGAUGAUAAUACAAAGACCUGCAGAAGGAUUGUUCUGGACAGGUUGUUCAUGCCACAAGAAGCUGCUGUCAUUCAAAGCAUUCUGUGAAAUUCUCAAAAUUUGUAUCUUUUGGUGGGCGCAAAAAUUGGAGAUUUUUCAGUUUGGAGUGCAUAUAAUUUGUCAGACCACGAGGCAGUCUCAGGUUUAGGAGAGGCUUCAAACAAUCACACAGCUCAACAAUUAUGUGGCAGGCACUGUGGAAGGCUCAGGUUCCUAACAAGAUUAAAGUUCUUCAUGGCAUACUCUUCGGUUUAUCCUGCCAACAAAACCUCAUCUAUUUUCCAAAUGCAUCAUCUCUUCAGUAACUUGUGAGCAGUGUAAUGAAGUUCCUGAAACCACUUUACAUGCUUUGUGAUCUUGCCCAGACACCAAGAAGGUAUGGCAAUUAGUUGAAUGCAUAAACUUUAUCCCACACCAGCCUUAUCAGAACUGGACUGAUCUAUUCUCCUGGAUGCUGCACCAUAAGAAUACAUUCUCACUGAAACUAUUUCCCACUCUCUCAUGGCAAUUAUGGCUGCACUGAAAUGGAGAGAUUUGGGGAACCAGCAAUACAGCCAACCACUUUGGUAUACAUAGGUAAAGAGAUGCAUGAACACUAGGCUGCAAAAUUUUCGUCUGAGAUACUGCAGAAAGUACAUCUCCUAAUAUGGAAGGUCCCUCAGUUACCUUACUCCAAGGUAAAUGUUGCAGUGAUUAGAGAUCUCAAUGUGAAUUUUGUUGCAGCUAAGGUUGAGGUGAUUGUGGGCCAAUGCCGUCUGGAGGCUCAUUUUGCAGGAUUCUGGCAUGCCCUACAAUUGUUUAACCAGUAGGGAAUUCAGGAGGUUCAACUUGAGAGCCACUUAAGUAUUGCCAAUUUGCCAUUGCUGCUUUUAACAUGGAUUCCUCCC